Messenger RNA from Corticium candelabrum, 1157 nucleotides. RefSeq lists its product as uncharacterized. The coding region runs from base 1 to 1059 and encodes 352 amino acids. The record is from RefSeq and is a predicted model, not a curated record. Lineage: Eukaryota; Metazoa; Porifera; Homoscleromorpha; Homosclerophorida; Plakinidae. The transcript is spliced from 2 exons.
AUGGACGCUGUAGGUAAUGACGUUUUUGGCCAUCAUGAGGGUAGGGAAGACUUUCAAGAGAACGUCGAGCGACUGUCAUCGCCGAGAUGGAAUUUAUUGUCCCAUUUGCCUUCACUGUCUACGAAAAGAAACAUUUCGUCGUCAUCGAAACCGUCGGGAAGAGAAUACGCGGGAAUCAUUGGUGCAACGGACUUCCAUAAUUAUAACCAAGACGCCACGGGCUUCGACGACGACUCGAGCAGCGAGAAUUCGUCGAGAACGACGACAGUCAACGAGACCGCCACUUCCGAUCACGUGACCGAGACUGAUAUCAAUGACCGACAGGUAAUAACCAAAGACGAAUUAGAUCAUAGCGAUUGUGACGAACCGGACGGACGGAGUGCCGCAGUUGGUAACCGAAACGACAGACUAAUGCCACACAAGCAUGACAACUCGAGGUCUGCAGAUUCCGACGAAGUGAAUGCUGAGAGACGAUUCAUGCUCGGCAAUGAGACCGACCUGGAUGCUAUGCUUGCAACAGCCAGCUAUAGAGACCACCAGCAGUUAAAAACAUUGGACAGCACGAAGCUGGUCGGAGUGUUUGGUCGAGACUUUGACGAGCCUCUCGUCGUCGCUCAACACUUACAGAUCGGAUGCGAUGAGAGUCAGGCUGUGUAUAGACCCGUUAUUAUACCAAGACACGAGCUGUUGAGCUCCGAGUGUCUUCGGUAUGUUGAGGCUCAUGAACACGACGUGGUCGUGUUUUGUUACAACACAUCGGAGGCGAGGAUACUGCUCACUGGUCAUGAUGGAUUUUACUCAAGUCUUCUUCAGUACUUGUCGAAGGCACUCGGUGACAGCAACAUUUUGUUUGUGCUCACCCACUGCUUGACACCCGAAGGCGACUUAAUCGAAUCAGAAAUGAAACAAAGGAUAUCAAAACAGGUCGCCAUGCAGCUGUACAUCACUACAGAUCAAGUCUACUCGUGGUACACCAAGCCGUCUCAACAACAGAUAGACCACAUCACAACCGUCAUAUUGAACAGUCAGAGACAGAAGCCAACUUGUGUGAUUCUCUAAGAAUAUUUUUUUGUAAUUUUGAUAAAAUGAUUGUGUUGCAAAUUUAUGUUGUGUAGACUGUAUUUAUGUUGUAUAUACAGGAAUUGGUGUCUAGCAGA